Penicillium brasilianum is the source of this 210-nucleotide messenger RNA. NCBI's taxonomy places the organism in Eukaryota, Fungi, Ascomycota, Eurotiomycetes, Eurotiales, Aspergillaceae. The record is from the annotation of a GenBank genome assembly.
AUGGGUGGCGCAAGCAGAGAAGGUGGCAAGGCCAAGCCCCUCAAGGCUGCCAAGAAGGAGAAGAAGGAACUCGAUGAGGAUGAACUCGCCUUCAAGGAGAAGCAGAGAGCCGAUGCUGCGGCCAAGAAGGCCCUCCUCGAUUCCACCAAGGGCAAGAAGGGUCCCCUCAACACCGGCCAGCAGGGCAUCAAGAAGUCUGGCAAGAAAUAA